CUUUUUUAUUGAUCUUUAUUAUUGUGUUUAGUUUAUGCAUUUAGUUUUGUGACAUGCAAUACCAGCUCCCUUCUUAUGGUUAUAUAUAUAACACCAUUACUAGUAACAUCCCCUCACUUUUCCACUUUCUCAUCAUAAAAAGUUAUGUCUUCUUCAUCCUUUUCUUUGAGAACAAUUUCUUCUUUCUAUACCAAACCUUCCAAUACAAAAUCAUCACAACUAAACAUCUCAUCCAAAUCUACUAUCUUACCAUUCUCUUCACUCACUACACCAACACUCAACCUAAACAUUAAUACCUCAUCAUUAAACUCUUACCAAUCAAACAAGUCUUUCAUUUGCAAAAGCCAAGCUUAUCAAUCAUCUAACUCAGUCAAAGUGCAAGAACUUAGUGUUUAUGAGAUCAAUGAAAAAGAUCGUGGAAGCCCUGCUUAUCUUAGGUUGAGUCAAAAAAAUGUCAACACACUUAAUGAUCUAGUUCCCUUUAGCAACAAGUUGUACUCAGGAUGCUUACAAAAGAGGGUGGGAAUAACAGCUGGAAUAUGUGUUUUAAUUCAAAACAAAGCAGAGAAAAAAGGGGACAUAUAUGAAGCAAUAUACAGUUUUUAUUUUGGAGACUAUGGUCAUAUUUAUGUACAAGGUUCUUAUUUAACUUAUGAGGAUACUUACUUGGUUGUAACUGGUGGAACUGGAAUAUUUGAAGGUGUUUAUGGUCAAGUUAAGCUUCAUCAAAUUGUGUUUCCAUUUAAGCUAUUUUACACAUUUUAUCUUAUGGGUAUUAAGGAUUUGCCACAUGAAUUUCUUGUUGAUCCUAUUGAGCCUAAUGAUGUUAUUGCUUGUUUCACCAAUUAAUUAAGAAAUGCUGUUAAUUAAGUUUGGAUGUAAAAUUCAAAAAUGUUAUUAACUUUAUGUUGGCUAAAAGUAUACAAUAAAGUUUAUGAGACGAUAAGUAA
Medicago truncatula (barrel medic) is the source of this 950-nucleotide messenger RNA. Its product is annotated as allene oxide cyclase, chloroplastic. The record is from RefSeq and is a predicted model, not a curated record. The coding region runs from base 145 to 849 and encodes 234 amino acids. Gene Ontology annotation, biological process: jasmonic acid biosynthetic process. The transcript is spliced from 3 exons. Gene Ontology annotation, molecular function: allene-oxide cyclase activity. NCBI's taxonomy places the organism in Eukaryota, Viridiplantae, Streptophyta, Magnoliopsida, Fabales, Fabaceae.